Molecule: messenger RNA, 4787 nt
Organism: Linum trigynum
Lineage: Eukaryota; Viridiplantae; Streptophyta; Magnoliopsida; Malpighiales; Linaceae
Source: the annotation of a GenBank genome assembly
UACCAUGUUGAUUGUUUAAUAAGUUGUAUGGGUUUGAGUUGGUUUGCUAGGGGGCAAGCAAAUAUCUAAGUAUGAGGGAGUUGAUAACACCUAAAAUGAGGGUCGUUUUAAGUCAUUUCAUGGUCUCAUUGGUUGAUAUUUCAUCAAAUACAUCCUUAAUUCGUUCAUCGGAGAAAAAAUUGUCAUUUUUAGGAUGUAUUAGAUGAGACAUGCAUUUAGGAACGAAAAGGGGUCACUAGUGUAGAAAAAUGGGCCAAAAUGGAGUUCACAACUAAAGGAGCAAAGAUCAUGGUUGGGCAAAAGGCGAGAAACGGAGCUUGAAGAUUGCGGCCUAUGGCAUAGAUCGGGACCGCGAACUAUGGAGCUUCGGGCGCGAACUUGAAGAAGCAGCCGUCAAAGGAGGACCAGAGAGUCUCAAUAAUUGACUCGUGGCUCUCGUGUCCAAGCCUGCGAGAAAGAUUGCGGUUGUGACAUCCCGGAUCGCAAUUGUGAUGUCAGGUCGCGAUCUCCCAAACUAGACAAGACCAAAUUUGUUGAAGUCAAGAUCGCGGCCUCUCUUCCUUAGAUCACGGCUGCGAACAUCCGUCUUGUGACCGUGAACUUACUUGUCAUCCCAUAACUCUAUAAAUAAGAGAAUUCCCCCUUGAGUAGAGUGGCUUUGGCAGAUUUCUUGUUCUAGAGAGAGAAGUAGAAGGUUGUAGAAGAAGAGGAGGAGAAGAAAUGGAGGAGGAUUUCCAGCACUUGUAGACCCUUUCUUCAUGAUUUCUUCACCUCUUUGCAUGUCUCUUCUCCCCCCCCCCCCCUUAUGGGAUAGUCCCUCAAGGUAUUUUGGGGCUUUGUCCCCCCAAACGCUAACUUAGGGUUUUAUAUGUAAUAGGAUGUUUUAGACUUGAAUUUUGGAUGAUUUUUACCCUAUCUAUCUAUCUAUGUCUAUUUGGUGUUUGUUCAUUCUUGUGGUAUUGUCUGUAUCUCAUUUUCCCUAGUUGCAAAUUAGCUAUUUAGGGGAACUAUCAUCUGCUUUCAUGUGGUUUAUGAAUGAAUUGUAUUUGCUUACCGUUUUAUGAUUCAUCUGUGAUUAAUAAGGCAUGAGCUUGUUUCUCCAACUCUUUUCAUUUAGCCUACCACUUAGUGGUGCAUGAUCUAGACUGGAUUUGAGCGUCUUAUCUAAUUAGGAGUAUAUGAAUGAUCUAAGAGUUUAGUAUGGUGGACGAGGCGACCAUACCCCUGCCCAUUGGACGUCCUACUAGGUAAUGCUAGGACAUCGAGUGUGUGACCAUCGACUCGAUGGUCUAGUGUGCGGAUGGGUAGAAACCAUUUAGAGGAUAUAGGUUUUAUCCCUACAACAUGAAGCUAGCUAAGGUGAUAUUGAGCUAGUGGAUCGGUGGAGGAGUGGGAUCGGUUGCAUGACCAUUGAGCCCUAGAUUAGCGAUCUCCACACCUAGAUUGCCAUAAGUUGUUUGUUUAUCCUUUUGCAUGUCAUUUCCUAUAGUUAGGGAAAGAGAGGCACCCCGAGUACCUCUUCUCCUUUAUUGACCUCUUGUUCAUUAAUCGCCAAAUGCCUACCUGCUAAGUAACACGUCAACUAGAUAACAACUGAGCCAAAGUAGUCUAGAAUACUAUGACCCUUGAAAUACGACCUCGGUCACCACUAUACUACUUCGACGAUCUAGGGUGCACUUCCUAGAUUGGGAUAGUUAGUAUUGUCGACAAUCGAGUUUAUAAACGUAAAGCUCCAUGCGCGACCACAUCACCAUCCCUACAGGUUUGCUCCCAGAAAGAUAUUUGGGAGUGCCUUUUAUCACUUGAAAAUUUUGUUAAAAAGAUUGCCAAAUGCUUGUUGAUAAGAUAAUUGCUUGAGUGAGAGGCUGGAAAGCAAAGAUGCUCACAUGUAAGUUGCUGCUAGUUUCUUCUGUGAUUACUAGUGUUCUUCAAAAUUGGAUGAAUGUGUUUUUUAUAACCUAAUGAUGUAUUGAAAGAAGUUGAGAAAAUUUGUAAUGCAUUUCUUUGGUCCGUUGAUGAAUUUAGUGUGAAACUAGAGCAACAGUAGUUGGUAAUUCUUAGCAAGACCAAGAAAAUAAGGUGGAUUGAGGAUUAGAAAUUUCAAAAUAUGGAUACUGGCUUGUAUGAUACGACAUCUAUGGGAUAUCCUAGUUACAGUGGGUCUUUGUGAGUUGCCUGGAUUGCAAGAUACGAGAUAAAAAUAGAACCAUAUGGAAUUUAAAUGGUUCCUCAGCUGGUACUUGUAUAUGGAAAAAAGAUACUUUAUUAUAGAAUAGCGACACAACCUUUAUUAAGUGGUUCGUGCUACAUCUUGACUUGGAAUGAAGAACAUUGGGCUAUUAUUCUAUUAGAAAGGUUUGGGAUACUACCAUACAACAUAGUUGAAAUUACAUACACUAGUAUGGGGCAACGGUCUCAUGCAGAGGCAUAGCUUCAUAUUAUGGUGGAUAUGUCAUAACAAACUUGUAUUGCAGGCUAGAUUCCAAGCCUUGGAUCAACAAGUUACUCGAUUAUAUUGUAUAUGUCCAAAAUCAUCUGUUUGUUUCUUGAUCUUAUGACUGGUUUCUGUUGAAGCAAUAUUUUACAAGAUUAUGUCCUCCUAGUACUAGUAGCUUGGAUGAAUGUGAAGCUUGUAUCGUAUAGUUGUGUAGUAACUGGAAAGGCGUAAUUGAAGAAGCAACGGUGGGGAGAUUGGUGUCGAGUAGUUCUCUUAGUCUUAUUUGACGAGAAAGAUACACACAAAUUAGUUGAGUAUCAAAGUGCAUAUUACUGUUCGACUACUGGUAGCAAGUGACUCAACUCAUAAGAAAACAAUUAUAUAGUCCGAGUUUAGGACUACGCAAUGUUAUGUUAAUUCGACGGAGAUUACAAUGCUAGAGACCAACUUACGGUAAAAAUAACGAUUAGAAUAGAGCUCAUUUUAUGAUUAAUCGUUCACCGCUUUAUACAGUCACCUUGAUGUGUUAUUAAAAAAAAAAGUAAUAGCACUGUGAGGUGGAAAGGUUCGCAGCUGUUCGAUUACUUUAACUGCGAAGCCGUACACUCAGUUUCUAAUCUCACUCUCUUGUUUCUCGUUUCUGAGGUUUGCUUAGUGUUCGACUACUGGUAGCAAGUGACUCAACUCAUAAGAAAACAAUUAUAUAGUCCGAGUUUAGGACUACGCAAUGUUAUGUUAACUGGACGGAGAUUACUAUGCUAGAGACCAACUUUACGAUAAAAAUAACGAUCAGAAUAAAGCUAAUUUUAUAAUUAAUCGUUCACCGCUUUAUACAGUCACCUUGAUGCGUUAUUAAAAGAAAAAAUUAAGAGCACUGUGAGGUGAAAAGGUUCGCAGCUGUUCGAUCACUUUAACUGCGAGGCCGUACUCUCUCAGUUUCUAAUCUCACUCUCUCUUGUUUAUCUUUCUGGGGUUUGCUUAAAUACUCGAUCUUGUCGAACAUUGUUCAGAGAGCAGAGGAGAGGAAAGCUUGAGGCCGAGCCGGAUACACGAAGAAUAAGUUGGGAAAAUAAUAGGGAGGGCGAGGCGCUAUGAAAGAGGACGGCCAGGAAACCCCUAAAACUUCUUCGAAUUCCAAGUCUCGUGGGGCGGUUCGAUCUGUCGACACGUAUGCCGCACAAUGCCAUAAUUGCAUGAAAUGGAGGGUGAUGGCAACAGAAGAAGAGUACGAGGAGGUCAGAUGCAAGAGCAGCUCUGUAAAAUUUACUUGUGAAUCGAAAGAAGGCCUCACUUGUGAUACCCCAGCUGAUAUAGAGUAUGAUUCAUCCCGGACUUGGGUCAUUGACAAACCUGGACUUCCCAAAACCCCAAGGGGUUUCAAGAGGUACUUGGUGCUUAGGCGAGAUUUCUCCAAGAUGGAUGCCUACUAUAUAAGUCCUACCGGAAAGAAAUUCCGUACGAGAAAUGAGGUUGGUGCUUUCAUAGAGGCCAACCCGGAGUACAAAGAUGUAAAGCUCGAUGACUUCAAUUUCACAUCUCCCAAGGUUAUGGAAGACACUAUACCGGAGGAAGCACUGAAGAAGGUGACUACUGCUGCCAGUGGCAAUGGUGGUAGUAACAAGAGAAGUAAGAUUGCAAAGGAAGAAGCUUGAGUGAUGCAGAAGUUUCGACAGGGAGGGGGGUUUCUGGCAAUGGUACUUUAUGUUUUUCCUCGGAGUUUGACUACGGCUCUGUUUAUGUAGAAUGUGCAUUUCUCCUUCGGUUGAAUGUUUGAAGUGUGAAUGGAUUCUGUUUGGCUGACCUCUUAACUCUUUAGAUGUUUGUAUUCUGUAAUGAAGUGUCCUAUGUGACCCUUCGGGUUUGUUUCCUCAUUGAGUGUCUGGUUUUGUCAUGAAGUGGUUGAGUAGCUUCUAAAUUCAUUGGCAUAGAUUGAGGAUCGUACUUCUCUUUUCUGUUCUAAGAGCUAUUGCAUAUCCUGGUGUUAGUUUGUGGUAGUUACAUUGGUAGCAUUACAUUUAUUAGUAUAAGGAUCAGACAUUGAUGCGCCUCGGGUUUACUGGGUGAAAAGGUCAACUAAUUCUAAUGACCUCCAGGAACCAUGCAAGACUUCGCUUCAGCAUUCGAUCAGGAUGGGUUUGGAACUGUUGCAAGUUGCGCAACCACAAGGUAUCAGUAACUAGAGGUGUCAAUUGGGUUGCGGGUUAGUCUGAGUUGCGAGUCAAUUGGGUGGCGGGUCAAUUAGGUUUAGGUUAAUCAGGUUACGUAUAAAUCGGUCACAGAUUAAUCGGGUUGCCGACCAAUCGAGUUACAGGUUAAUCGGGUUACGGAUCAAUAAGGUUACGGGUUUAUA